Raphanus sativus (radish) is the source of this 962-nucleotide messenger RNA. RefSeq names its product peptidyl-prolyl cis-trans isomerase CYP23. The transcript is spliced from 8 exons. NCBI's taxonomy places the organism in Eukaryota, Viridiplantae, Streptophyta, Magnoliopsida, Brassicales, Brassicaceae. Bases 119 to 793 code for a protein of 224 amino acids. The record is from RefSeq and is a predicted model, not a curated record. Gene Ontology annotation, molecular function: peptidyl-prolyl cis-trans isomerase activity. Gene Ontology annotation, biological process: protein peptidyl-prolyl isomerization.
CAAACAAUAGGCCCAAAUCAAUUAAAAUAAUAUCUUUCACUACGGACUCUCCGGUCAUCGUCCCCCCCCCUUCCGAGUAUCACUGCCAGUGUUGACUUUGAUCAAAUCGGCGCCGGAAAUGAGAAACUCGAGAAUCUCGAUCUUCACUUUGGCGUUUGCAGCCUACGUAGUCAAAACAAUCUCUUACGAACCGGAACUCGGUUCAGCUCGUGUCGUCUUCCAGACUAGUUACGGGGAUAUCGAAUUUGGAUUCUAUCCAACGGUUGCGCCAGUAACGGUGGAUCAUAUCUUCAAGCUCGUUCGUUUAGGAGGCUACAACACUAAUCAUUUCUUCAGGGUGGAUAAAGGUUUCGUUGCUCAAGUUGCAGAUGUGCCGAAUGGAAGAUCAGCUCCGAUGAAUGAGGAGCAAAAUAAAGUAGCUUACAAGACUAUUCUCGGAGAGUUCAGUGAUGUCAAGCAUGUCAGAGGCAUUCUUUCCAUGGGAAGACAUGAUGAUCCAAACAGUGGUGGAUCUUCAUUCUCGAUGCUUCUUGGUGAUGCUCCUCAUCUUGAUGGCAAGUACGCUGUGUUCGGUAAAGUGACUAAAGGAGAUGAAACAUUGAGGAAGCUAGAAGAAGUUCCCACUCGCCGUGAAGGGAUCUUUGUAAUGCCGACGGAGCGGAUCACCAUUUUGUCGACAUACUAUUACGACACUAAGAUGGAGAGCUGUGAAGAGGAGAGAUCUGUCCUGAAAAGAAGGCUUGAAGCAUCUUUUCUUGAGGUGGAAAGACAGAGAAUGAAGUGCUUCCCGUGAAUCCUUGUGAAGACCUUUCUUAAGUAAAAUAACUGUUCAACAAAGAAAAACCGACAUGUAUGUUUGAAAAAAAAAAAAAAAAACUCAGGAUGCUAAGACAGAUCCAUUGGUUUUUGAGUGUAACAGUGUAAAAAAACUGGUUGAGAAACAUUUGGUCAUGGUUUGUUUC